This is a messenger RNA of Scleropages formosus (Asian bonytongue), 775 nucleotides long. RefSeq names its product ribosomal protein L13 (gene rpl13). The record is from RefSeq and is a predicted model, not a curated record. Lineage: Eukaryota; Metazoa; Chordata; Actinopteri; Osteoglossiformes; Osteoglossidae. Bases 90 to 725 code for a protein of 211 amino acids. Gene Ontology annotation, biological process: translation. Gene Ontology annotation, cellular component: cytosolic large ribosomal subunit; ribosome. The transcript has 6 exons. Gene Ontology annotation, molecular function: structural constituent of ribosome; RNA binding.
GUUCGUGUGAGAAAUAACCCACAAUUCUCCGGGCCCUACCUUCCUUUUUCCGCCCGGCCGUUUUUCUUGAGGACGGGAAAUAAGUAACCAUGGCCCCCAGUCGGAAUGGUAUGAUUUUGAACCCUCAUUUCCACAAAGACUGGCAAAGGAGGGUGCGCACAUGGUUCAACCAGCCUGCCAGGAAGCUCCGCAGGAGAAAGGCUCGCCAGGCUAAAGCUCGUCGUAUUGCGCCGCGUCCUGUGGCUGGCCCCUUGCGUCCGGCUGUCAGGUGUCCCACCAUCAGAUAUAACAACAGGGUGCGGGCAGGACGGGGUUUCACCCUGGAAGAGCUGAAGGCUGCUGGCAUCCACAAGAAGGUUGCCCGCACCAUUGGGAUUGCUGUUGACCCCCGCCGACGCAACCGGUCCACAGAGUCUCUGCAGGCCAAUGUGCAGAGGCUGAAGGAGUACCGCUCCAAGCUCAUCCUGUUCCCCAGGAAGGCCUCUGCUCCCAGAAAAGGAGACAGCUCUCCUGAGGAACUCAAGAUGGCCACACAGCUCACUGGACCUGUCAUGCCCAUCAAAAAUGUGCACAAGAAGGAGAAAGCCCGGGUGAUCUCAGAGGAUGAGAAGAACUUCAAGGCUUUUGCCAGCCUGCGUAUGGCCCGUGCCAAUGCUCGUCUUUUUGGUAUUCGCGCUAAGAGGGCCAAGGAGGCUGCUGAGCAGGAUGUGGAGAAGAAAAAAUAAAAAUGUUUGCAUUCAACAAUUUCCAAAUAAAAACAACAUUAAAAAGCAAA